AUGGGUGUGGAUAUAGCUGUUGAUAUAUCUAUAGAUACAACUGUUGAUAUAUCUAUAGAUACAACUGUUGAUAUAUCUGAAGAUACAGCUGUUAAUGUAUCUGUAGAUAUAUUUGUAGAUACAUUUGUAGAUGUAAGUGUAGAUACAUCUGUAGAUUCAGGUAGAGAGGCAUCUGUAAAUACAGGUGUAGAUACAUCUGUAGAUGCCUCUGUAGAUACAUCGGUAGAUACAGUUGUAGAUACAGGCAAAGAUACAGCUGUAGAUUUAUAUGUAGAUACAUCGGUAGAUUUAUAUGUAGAUACAUCGGUAGAUACAGGUGUAGGUACAUCUGUAAAUACAGGUGUAGGUACAUCUGUAAAUACGGGUGUAGUUACAGGCGAGUAUACAGUUGUAGAUACAUGUGAAGGAAUUACAAGUAGCGAUGCAAAUGUACAUCUACGAUAA
Molecule: messenger RNA, 444 nt
Organism: Procambarus clarkii (red swamp crayfish)
Lineage: Eukaryota; Metazoa; Arthropoda; Malacostraca; Decapoda; Cambaridae
Source: RefSeq, a predicted model, not a curated record